AGUCUGGAGAACGUUCGUGUGUAUCAAAGGAAAGGGCAGCAGAUGCCAGGCCCAGGGAGCUCUCUGCCACAAGAUGAUGGUGGCCCUUCAGCGAGCUUCUGUCCUGCUGGUUCUGUUCCUUGCAGCUUUUCUGCCCCCGCCACAGUAUGCCCAGGACCCAGCCAUGGUGCAUUACAUCUACCAGCGCUUUCGAGUUUUGGAGCAAGGGCUGGAAAAAUGUACCCAAGCAACAAGGGCAUACAUUCAAGACUUCCAAGAGUUCUCAAAAAACAUAUCUGCUAUGCUGGGAAGAUGUCAGACCUACACAAGUGAGUAUAAGAGUGCUGUGGAUACCUUGGCACUGAGAGUUGAACGUGCGCAACGGGAAGUUGACUACUUACAAUACCUUCGAGAAACUGAUGUGUGUGUAGAAUCAGAGGACAAGAUACUGGCAGAAAGACUACUUCAAGAAGCUGAAGAAGAGAAAAAGAUCCGUACUCUCCUGAAUGCAAGCUGUGACAACAUGCUGAUGGGCAUAAAGUCUCUGAAAAUAGUGAAGAAGACGAUGGACACACAUGGUUCUUGGAUGAAAGAUGUUGUCAGUGACUCUCCAAAGGUGUAUUUGUUAAUUGGAUCCAGAAACAACAUUGUUUGGGAAUUUGCAAACAUGCGGGCGUUCAUGGAAGAUAGCACCAAGCCAGCUCCCCGGAAGCUAAUCCUAACACUUUCCUGGCAGGGAACAGGCCAAGUGAUUUACAAAGGUUUUCUAUAUUUUCACAACCAAGCGACUUCUAAUGAGAUAAUCAAAUAUAAUCUACAGAAGAGGACUGUGGAAGAUAGAAUGCUGCUGCCAGGAGGUGUAGGGCGAGCACUAGUCUACCAGCACUCCCCCUCAACUUACAUUGACCUGGCUGUGGAUGAGCAUGGGCUCUGGGCUAUCCAUUCAGGACCCGGUACCCAUGGCCAUUUGGUCCUCACAAAAAUUGAGCCGGGCACUCUGGGAGUGGAGCACUCAUGGGACACUCCAUGCAGAAGCCAGGAUGCUGAAGCCUCGUUCCUCCUGUGUGGGGUCCUCUACGUGGUCUACAAUUCUGGUGGCCAGGGCCCUCAUCGCAUCACCUGUGUUUAUGAUCCGCUGGGCACUAUCAGUGAGGAGGAUCUGCCCAAUUUAUUCUUCCCCAGGAGGCCAAGAAGUCACUCCAUGAUCCAUUACAACCCCAGAGACAAGCAGCUCUAUGCCUGGAAUGAAGGAAACCAGAUCAUUUACAAACUCCAGACAAAGAGAAAGCAGCCUCUGAAGUAAUGCGUUACAGCCAGAAGGAAGAGCACUGUGGCUUUGGCAGCUGCUCUCCAGGACACUGAGGCCACUGACCCUUCCCAUUAUAGUAUCCCUCUAAUCACACACAGAAAUAGAGUCUAGAAGUGGGAAGACACAUGCAUCCUUUCCCAGAUGUCAAGAACUUGUUCCAAGAACUUAGAUGAGAUUCUAUCAUUCAGAAAUUUU
Messenger RNA from Carlito syrichta (Philippine tarsier), 1483 nucleotides. It is a transcript of the gene OLFML1, whose product is annotated as olfactomedin like 1. Bases 74 to 1282 code for a protein of 402 amino acids. Gene Ontology annotation, biological process: signal transduction. The transcript has 4 exons. The record is from RefSeq and is a predicted model, not a curated record. Lineage: Eukaryota; Metazoa; Chordata; Mammalia; Primates; Tarsiidae.